GCUUAACUGACUGAGCCACCCAGGCGCCCUAACGCAAUAAUAAUUAUUAAAUGAUGGUACAGUACUAUCCCGUUUCACCUACAUCCUGAUCUUAGAGUCCUAUCUGAUUCCUUUCUCCUGGGCUCUCUCCCUCAAAAAGUCCUCACAUUCCCUCUUAGGGAAGUUUCUGGCCUCCAUUUCCAGAGCCUUAGAGACAUUACUCCCGCCUCUUCUUGAGACAAUGAGGUCUUUUCGCCUUUGAAAAGACUAGGCUGAGCCCCCUUCUUUAUUUCCUCUUUUAUAUCCUACCCUCCCAUGGGGUUAGAAGAUUCUGAUAGCACAGGGAAUGUGGGUCAAAAGGAUCCAGGCUAAGGAAACAAUGAGGGUCCUGAGUUGAAAAUACUUUGGUGCAAUCAAGGAACAGAAAAGAGAAGGGAGGCCAGCAGGGCUGGGGUCAGAGGAGUUGCAGAGUUCAAGGUGAGUUUGAGAGAACCCUGUUAGAUGCCCUGAGGCAUGGUAAGGAUGGUAAGUUGGAGCCAGCUGAGAGCAGCUCUUCACUGGGCAGGUUUUGGGCCACCCCUGUGCUGGGUCCCACCAGUUCCCUGCACACUCUCAGAGAAGACGGAAGGCUGCACAAAAGUGCGCUCAGGCCACUGGUAGUCAAGAAGGGAUGAUUUUCAAGAAAUGCCCUCUCUUCGCUAUUUCCUUUUUCCAAUUCUGCCUUGUCUUUUUCCUUUGUUGUGGGUGCCGGAGAGGGAAGUCAAGCAAGGAAGUCAGUCCUAAGAAGAGAAUGUUUUCCCUCUGGCGCCAAGGUGCGCGGAAAGGGUAUUAGAGUCUUCCAAGAGAUGGUUAAGAAGACGCUGCCCAAGACCAGGAAGAAAACCUCAGCGAUGCAGAGCGGAAGACUUGGGAAUGCGGGGUGGGCUCGGACUCCCGCCUCGCCCGCGGGUGUUCUAGCUUCCGGCCAGCCGGGCCAGUCCUACCGCCCCGAGGCGCCCCAGGCCCGCAGCCCCUGGGCCCGCCCCCUCGAAGCCCCGCCCCCAACAGCCCGCUCGCCGGCCUCUGAUUGCCCCCAGAGCACGUCACUCCUGGCAGGGCCCCGCCCCCUGGCGCCGUCAUUGGCCGGCGGCGGCGGGGAGGCGGGACGCGGCGGGGCGGGGUCCCGAGUCGCGGCGGAACCCGGCGGCUGCGGCGGAGGGGGCCCUGGCGAGGUGGCCCACGAAGCGCCCCGCGACAGCUCUGCGCAGCCCGACCCCCUCUGCUCCGUCCCCUCCUUCCUGCGGGGUUCCCGGCCUCUCCUCUCCCGGGAGGACCGAGCUUCAGGUGAAAGAGUCCGAAAGUCGUUGGAGCGCUACAGCCACCAUGGGGCCCUGGGCGGAGCCAGAGCUCCUGGUGUGGCGCCCGGAGGCGGUGGCCUCGGAGCCCCCGGGGCCCGUGGGUCUGGAGGUGAAAAUGGGCGCCCUGGUGCUGCUGCUCUUGCUCACUCUUCUCUGCAGUCUGGUGCCCAUCUGCGUGCUGCGCCGGCCUGGGGCCGGCCCCGAAGCCUCAGCCUCCCGCCAAAAAGCCUUGAGCCUAGUAAGCUGCUUCGCAGGGGGUGUCUUUCUGGCCACCUGUCUCCUGGACCUACUGCCUGACUACCUGGCUGCCAUAGAUGAGGCCCUGGCAGCCCUGCACGUGACGCUCCAGUUCCCCCUACAAGAGUUCAUCUUGGCAAUGGGCUUCUUCCUGGUCCUGGUGAUGGAACAGAUCACACUAGCUUACAAGGAGCAGUCAGGGCCACCACCUCGAGAGGAGACAAGAGCUCUGCUGGGAACAGCAAAUGGUGGGCCACAGCACUGGGAUGAUGGGCCAGGGGUCCCACAGGCAGGUGGAGCCCCUGCAGCCCCCUCAGCCCUGCGUGCCUGCGUACUGGUCUUCUCCCUGGCCCUGCACUCGGUGUUCGAGGGACUGGCGGUGGGGCUGCAGCGAGACCGGGCUCGGGCCCUGGAGCUCUGCCUGGCUUUGCUGCUCCACAAGGGUAUUCUGGCAGUCAGCUUGUCCCUGCGGCUGCUGCAGAGCCAUCUGCGAGCGCAGGUGGUAGCUGGCUGUGGGAUCCUCUUCUCAUGCAUGACACCUCUGGGCAUUGGGUUGGGUGCGGCUCUGGCAGAGUCGGCUGGGCCACUGCACCAGCUGGCCCAGUCUGUGCUGGAGGGCAUGGCAGCUGGCACCUUUCUCUAUAUUACCUUCCUGGAAAUCUUGCCCCAGGAGCUGGCCACUUCUGAGCAGAGGAUCCUCAAGGUCAUCCUGCUCCUUGCAGGCUUUGCCCUACUUACUGGCCUGCUCUUCAUCCAAGUCUAGGGAGCUCCAGGUGCCCUUGACCUUCCUUUUCCACCCCAGCAUAUGAAAAUAAGGAGUGGAGAAGGGAGGAUUGAGGAUCAAAGGGUUCUCUGGGAGAUAGGGAUGGAGUCUUUGGGAUUAUCUGACCAAUGGGAGGGAUGUGGUAUUCAAGAGCCUGGCCCCGAGGGACAAGGGAUAGUCCUAUCACUAAAGACGUGAUCAGUGAUUCACAAUGGGGAAGACACUGAGUGUUAGAAUCCAGGGUCACACUACAUACAGGGACGAGCUGACGAUGGCAAGGCUGGGAGCGGGCACCCCGCCGCUGCGGGAUGGAGGUGUGAGAAGGCACAGCCCAGAGGCAGCAGUCCUGCUGGUUCUAGCCCACUUCAGCCCUCUGUCACUUGGCGUGGAGUGGACUCCUUCUUUUCUUAGCGCCUACUCUAUCUCCCGCUUCCCUUCUCCCAGGGGACUGGUGCCAAAUGGCCUCUUCCUGCCAGUUUGGUACCUUCUUUGGCUUCUCUAGUCCUGCUCACUUCUCUAUUUUUAAAGUGCCAAAUAAAUCCCUUCCCUCUUUGUCAAAAAGCACAGUGAUGGCACUGAACCCUGCCCAACACCUCAGCGGAGGGGCCCUGCUUGCUCUUUUUUUUGGAGGCAGGCCUGUUUGCUGAGUUGAGGUUGGGGGAGGGUUGGCAGAGAUACGGCCCCCCACCACUACUGCACCCUGGGAAUACUGAACAUGGAACUGGUGCCCCAUGCCCAGAUGAGAAAUACUGAGCUGCCAAAUUUUUUUUUAUACCAGAGGAGCCCAAGGGGAAAGCUCACCCCCAGCUAUUUUUGGGGAGGGAGGGCUGUGGAUAGAGCCAUGUUCUCUAGAAUCUAUUUUACUAACUGACCUGUUUUGGGACUUGUUACCCAAAUAAAAGAUGUUUCUAUACA
This is a messenger RNA of Mirounga angustirostris (Northern elephant seal), 3231 nucleotides long. RefSeq names its product solute carrier family 39 member 1 (gene SLC39A1). The record is from RefSeq and is a predicted model, not a curated record. Gene Ontology annotation, molecular function: zinc ion transmembrane transporter activity. Gene Ontology annotation, cellular component: plasma membrane. The coding region runs from base 1342 to 2316 and encodes 324 amino acids. Lineage: Eukaryota; Metazoa; Chordata; Mammalia; Carnivora; Phocidae. Gene Ontology annotation, biological process: zinc ion transmembrane transport. The transcript has 5 exons.